Molecule: messenger RNA, 4417 nt
Organism: Dunckerocampus dactyliophorus (ringed pipefish)
Lineage: Eukaryota; Metazoa; Chordata; Actinopteri; Syngnathiformes; Syngnathidae
Product: afadin- and alpha-actinin-binding protein-like
Exons: 13
Coding region: 1313-3244 (643 amino acids)
Source: RefSeq, a predicted model, not a curated record
CUCAGAGCAUCUCUGUCGAGUGUGGAACGCCCCCCGUGAUGGGCCACUCGGACCAAUCGCCGCUGCCCCUACACAGGAAGUCCUCCGUGCUCACUAACUUCUGCACCGAGCACAACGUGCAGGAAUGUGCGUCACGCAUCAAUCAGACAUGAUUAGCACGUUACACAAUUCAACAUGUCCAAAAAGGAGUAGGAAGAAGCGGAGCUUAUGUAGUCCUACUCAGUCCUACCCCGUCUCCAUUACUGAGAACUCCUUCACACCAAAACAGAAGGAAGUGUUGAAAAAAUCCAAUGAAAAUAAGCAAUAAGAGUAAAAAAAAGACAGACUACAGCAGUGAUGAAGGGGAAAAAGAAAAGAAAAUAAGUUAAAAUAAAUAAUAAUAAAAUUAAAUAAUAAGAAUAAGAAUAAAUAAAAUAAGAAUAAAUAGAAUUCAUACCACAUAGUAAGAAAAAAAAUAAAAAUGACAAAGUAAAUAAUUAGAAUAAAUAAAGAAUAAAUACAAUUAAUACCAAAUAAUGAGAGGAAAAUCAAAUACGUUAAAAAACAAAGAUAAAACAUGAAAAUGACAAAGUAAAAAAUAACAAUAAAUCAAUUAAGAAUAAGUAGAAUUAAUAUCAAAUAAUAAGGCAAUUCAAUAAAAAAACUGAAUAUCAAACGUAAAAAUUACUAAGCAAAUAAUUAGAAUGAAAUAAUAGAAUUAAUACCAAAUAAUAAUAAAUAAAUGAAAUAAGUUAAAAAAAAUAAAGAAAAAACAAUAAAGUGACGAUGCGUAAAUAAUAACAAUAAAAAGAAUUACGGUAAUACCAAAUAUUUUAAAAAUGACUUAGUAAAUAAUAAGAAUAAAUCAAAUUAAUACAAAAUAAUAAGAAAAUGAAAUAAGCCAAAAUAUGACAAAUAAAGAUAAAACAUGAAACUGACUCAGUAAAUAAUAAGAACAAAUUAAGAACAAAAAUAAAUAGAAUUAAUACUAAAUAAUAAGGAAAAAAUGAAAUUCACAAUUGUAGUAGUCAAUGGCUGAGUUUGGAUGAGCCCGCUCUGGCGAUUGUAUGCUUCCAUCUGUGGUUUGGGGAAGGCUCGUUUCUCUUCCUGCAAGGCCCAGGAAGGCUUGCUCGGAUUGUGGUGUGGAAGGUCUUCUGUUCAGACAUCUUUGGGUUGAAAUGAAAACGUGUGAUUGUGAGUCAGAACCUCCCUCAAGGUCCGGUGCCAAUGACCAACGACCUUGCAUUCCGCACCCCAUCUUCUUGUGUCCCCAUGGUGUACUGGACAUUGAAGCGUAGUGUGUUAAAACCUCUGAGAAGCAGCGAUUCACAAGAUGUUGCGUGCCCUCUCUCCUCAGGAGGUGUUAUCGCUCGGCCUAGCGCCGGUUUGGGUGCAGUCAGGUGACAGCUCUGACAUGAACGUGGUGUCGGUGCUCAACUGCAUGUACGAGCUGCUUCAGCUGCACCGUAGGGGCCUCCAAACCCUGGAGAACAUGGAGAUGGAGCAGCUGAAGUCCAGCAACAACGUGGACUCGCUGCAGCUCACUAGCACACGGCUGAAGGAUCAGCUUGAACUUUCCAAAAGAGAGAACACGGGACUUCUUGAGCGGGAACGACAACUCCAGCUGAAAGUGAAGAGCUUGCAGAACUGCCUGAAGAACGAAAAAGACGAGAUCCACAAACUGCAGAACAUCGUCUCCAGCCGGGCCAGCCAGUACAAUCACGAGAUGAAGAGGAAAGAGCGAGAACUGAACAAACUGAAAGAGCGACUGAAUCAGCUCCUGGCUGACAAGAAGGAGAAGAAACUAGCCAUCGAUGUGUCAAACAAACUAGGACGAGUUGACGGCAGGAGAAGCCUCUGGAAGACUGAAAAGACGGAAGCAAAGCAUGAGGGCGACAUGUACAAAACUCUCCUCAGGGACUACGAGAGCCGGCAGGGAGACCUGCUGAUGGAAAAUGCAGAGUUGAGGAAAGUGUUGAAGCAGAUGAAAAAAGACAUGGCGGUCAUUCUGGCUUCCAGGAAGUCAUCUGUGAAAGGAGACAGAAGCGACGAUGGUGCCGUGGAAGCAGACUCAGAUGAGGAAGAAGCGUUUGACUGUGGUAAGGAGGCAGUGGAGCUGUUCAGUGUUCACACGCGGGAGAAGCUGACCAACAGUGUUCGACGCCAGUGGAGACGACUGAAGAACCACGUGGACAGACUGGACAGCCGAGAAUCCUUGGCAUCAUCAACAGGUGAGAGUGAAAGCACUGACACCGUUGCCCAAAGCCCGUCAAAGGAAAUGGACAAACUCAAGCAGGAGGUGCAGCAGUGCAAAGACUACAUUCAGACGCAGCAGGACGUCCUGCAGCAGCAGCUCAGCUCUCAGUGCGAUGAGACCACCACCACCGCCAUGCCGGGCGACUGCUACACGCCGCAAGGGAAAGAUGGCCCCCGAGAGGAGUGGAAGACCCUCCAGGAGCAGAGAAAGAUCUUUGAGCAGGAGAGGAGGAACUUCACAGAAGCGGCAGUUCGACUGAGCCAAGAGAGAAAGACCUUUGAGGAAGAGCGUGCUGUCUGGCUCAAGCACCAGUAUCUCAACGUGAACCCAAAGAAACCCACAAGGUCCAAGUCACAAUGUGCCUUUCAGAUAUCAGUCUCAGUAGGGAAGCCCAGACUUCCCGGUCCCCGACCACCUCCUCCAGCUCCACCGGGAGGACACCAAGGCGUUCCCAGGCCAGCUGUGAGACAAUCUCUCCAGUGUGUCCUAGGUCUUCCCCGGGGCCUUCUCCCGGCUGGGCAUGCCUGGAACACCUCACCAGGGAGGCGCCCGGGAGGCAUCCGGACUAGAUGCUCGAGCCACCUCAGCUGGCUCCUCCUCUUCAUGCGAAGGAGCAGCGGCUCUACUCUGAGCUCCUCCCGGAUAACCGAGCUCCUCACCCUGUCUCUUAGGCUGAAACGGAGCACAGUGCAACAUCGCCUCCAGAACGGCCCAUCACCUCCCCCGCACCAGCGCCAACACCAGCACCCGGCGUAUCGUCCUCCACAUGCGACCUGCUGCACACGCUCAGCCUCAUGUGUGAAAACAGCUCCACCAAACCAAAGAGAAGGACGGAAGACGCGGGAGACGCGAGCUCCUCGUCGGCCCAGCACAGAUGGUGGAUCGGCGGCGACGACCACAGCGGCCUCGUGUUCACGGGGGAAGAAAACGGCUCAGUUUGAGCAAUCAGGACCGUGCAUGAGUCAUGUUUGGUGCUGUCUCAGUUCAUGCCAAACUAUUGAGACUUGACUUUUUAUUAUUUGAUGUGAAGCGGUCAUCAUGUGUUUUUUGAACAGAAUGAAUGUAUUUAUUUAUUACAAGUAUUAGUUCUCACUCCAAGAAGGAGAAGCUGCCUCAUCCUAGUUGGUUGCUCUCCUCACAGCCAACAAGCAGCAGAGUGUUUCAGGACAUAACGUGGAUGCAUGCAGAGCAGCCGUGAAUGGUGGGCGUGUCUCCUUUCUGGGAGCUUUGUAUCAUGUUCAUUGUCACUUCCAUCACAAUCAGCUUUAUUGGCCAAGUAAAUCUUGGCUUCCGUUAAAUUAGCCCUCACUGUACAUACACACAGACACUAAAGAAAUAAAGCACUGAUCAUGGUAAUUGCUUUCCUUUUCUUUGGCGCACCGCCGCUUGGGCGACAUUACGAAGCAGACACACGCCGUGAUCAUCCGCCCAGCAUGAGGCAUGCGUUGCAUUGUUGUGCUGUGUGCAGCCCACAGGGGUGGGGACAUUUUAAGUAAAACAUUACAGAACUCAGUUAAAAAUAACAUUCCAAAUUAGGGCCAAAUGAUUACAAAUUGUAAUCAGAUUAAGGAAUCAUGAUUAAUCUCCCAUUGCACCUAUGUGUGAAAUCUGCCCAUUUUACUGUAGUUUAUGAACAAAAAGAUAAAUGAUCCAAAAGAUAAACGAUAGUACACAAUUCCGUAUACAUUUGUAUGUACUAACAGCUCCAAAUAAACUGAACAUUUAACCCAAGAUAAAAGAUAGCACAAAUGGCAUUUGGUUUUGUUUCAGUGUUGUUGUUUUCUGUGUGUGUGUGUUUAUGGUUAUUACACAUUAUGGUUAUCACAUAUUAUUCCUGUGGUUUUUGUUCAAAUAUAUUUCUAUAUCAGAAAAGAGCUUAUUUCUAUUUCAUAACACAAACAAAGAUUUUAAAACUUGUCUCUUCGAUGAUUCAUAUUUUGUACAGAUGAGAGCAUAGUGAAUUGUAUGAAAGUAAGAAUAAAAAGUAAAGGAUCAUGACCAUGGAUUUUAGUGGAAAAAAGGGAUGGGAUAUGCAGUUCAAAUGAAAAUCUCUUUCUAGAGGAGUAAAACUAUCAUUGCUAUAGGGGAGUGCUGAGCCAGGGUGCACAGUAGAAUUUUGUCCCAAAGGCAAUGAGAAUUGGAAGGGAAAAGUACAUUUAAUAUAGCCAAAAGAUAGAGAAU